This is a messenger RNA of Penicillium cosmopolitanum, 615 nucleotides long. RefSeq lists its product as uncharacterized. Lineage: Eukaryota; Fungi; Ascomycota; Eurotiomycetes; Eurotiales; Aspergillaceae. The record is from RefSeq and is a predicted model, not a curated record. Bases 1 to 615 code for a protein of 204 amino acids. The transcript is spliced from 2 exons.
AUGAAAUUUCACUGGUCACCCCUCUGCAUCGCUGGUGCGAUCGCAUCGGUGAUCCCUUGUGCCUCUUCUCACGAACUCCAUCUGCCUUAUCUCCCUACGCUGGAGCCAGAAAAUCCAGUCGAAACCUAUAUGUCCAUCAAAUGGGCCAUUCAAAAUGGCUCGCUUUAUGCCAACAAUGACCAGGUCUUCCCACCAGUCAUGUCAAUGCAGCUACAUGCGCCUUUAUAUGAAACCCAUCGCGAUAUUCCCAUUGAGCAAGAGGAUAUCAAGGUUUCCUAUUCAGUCAAAGCCCGUCUCAUUCCCGCCGGUGACAAUGGCUCAAAAAAUGAGAUUCUUCGCAUUCGCAUCGAACUGCUCGACCAGGAAGGCCGCCCGGUCACUCCACACUUGGUAUCUCUCGAUCUGCUUGAUCACCCCGAUGGUACUUAUCGUAUCACUCGCAUUCGACUAGACUCCCCCCGUGGCUCUCGCAGGCCGAGACCAUGGCAGAUGAAGUUCUGGCAAUCUCAAGUCAACACCCUCUUCAACCAAAAAAACAAGCCGGAAUUGUCCGCCCCGACCAACUUACAAAGCCUAAAGCCAAGCCAACUCAUGCUCAAGAAGCCGCCAAGUUGA